CAUCUUUACGCUGGUGAUUUUUCUACCCUUGAUUUGAAAACACGACGCUCGAUUUUAUUUAUUUACGCUGGGUAGAAUUGAUAUGCGAGCUGCGCGGUUGUUGAAUGGGCGUCUGCAGAAUCUAACUUCACGCCCUCUUUAUCGUUCAAUUUCGACUUCAUCCCAGCGUCUCAAUAUGGCUGCUGCAUCAGGACCUUGGGGAGCUUGGCAGGCGAAGCCUGGCAAGUUUACGCAGCUUGUGGCAGACUCUAUGAAGAAGCUGUACCCCGAAGAGCUUGCGGAUCGAGCAUGGGAUAAUGUUGGUCUGUUGGUUGGUACUCUGGAGGAGGGCCAGGAGCAGAGCCCCAAGGUCAUGGUUGUCAAUGAUCUCACUUGGCAAGUCGCCAUCGAUGCCAUUGAGCAGGAUGUUUCUGUCGUUGUCAGCUACCACCCCUUCAUCUUUAGCGGCCACAAGUCUCUCACAACAAAUGAUCCGCAACAAGCAACGCUUCUGCGCUUGGCCAGGGCAGGAAUCGCUGUUUACUGUCCCCAUACAGCAGUGGAUGCUGCGCCCAAGGGCCUCAACACGUGGCUUGCAGAUGUCGUCUCUGGCGAGCACAAGUCCGCCCGAUCUGUCGCCAUUCCCUGCUCUACAGCACCCGAGUCUCAUUCUCCUGCUGGAUACGGAGCCAUCGGCUACUUUGAUGCCCCCGUUGGUCUAUCGGAAAUCCUGAAGCGUCUCGCAAAUGAACUCGGUGGCCUGCGACACCUCAUGAUUGCCUCGCCUGUCGGUUCUGACAUCAAGACGGCAAAGGUUGGCAGCUUUGGCGUGUGUGCUGGCAGUGGCUACGAUGUGCUGAAGAAGGCUGAUGUCGACUUGCUUGUGAUGGGCGAGACGUCGCACCACUCUGCGCUGCGCGCGAUUCAGCAGGGCCGCACCCUUGUUCAGGUCUUCCACUCUAACUCGGAGAGAAGUUAUCUCCAAAAGAAGCUAGGACCUGCUCUGGAGGAGGAGCUCAAGAAGUCAGGCGCUGCCGACGCGCAGGUUGUAUUUAGCAAGUAUGAUAGCGAUCCGUUUACUAUUGUUGGCGUUGAUGAAUUGGAUUAAGCAGUGGCGUUUUGGGGACGAAUAAAAGUUAGAGGAGUUGGUGGUGAUGAUGAGCAUGAGCAUGAUAUAGGUGUCUAUUUGGUGUAGUAACUUUGUAUAUGUACAAUUAUGAACAACGAUUGCCGUGUCUUCAGUCGUCUUUUGAACCUGUAUUUGUUUCCCCGCGCAGUGCUGCAUCUCCCUCGUCAAUGCACUUUUGAACGUCUGCACCCCCUAGACCUUUUUCUUUCCAAGUCUCUAGUAAGCGCCUCGGCAGCUCCCAUCUGCGCUUUGCCUCGGUCGUUUUGCCCUCUGCUACUAACGUCCUCAACAGCUCUGGCGUCCCUAAUACCUCAAUUGCCAGCUCUUUUGUUCGUUGCCGUCUUGCUAGGACUUCAUGUUCUUUAGCUUUGUCUGAACCGGGCUCGGGGAUGUGGUCACGGAGCCCUUGACGUAUCGAGUUUGCUUGGUUGUAGAUGUGGUUGAUGGCAGGGUUGAGGGUUGAGGCCAUGGGGUUUAACGGGUCCAUGUUCGAUCGCAUCUAGUAUAGUUAGCAAGCCGGACUUUUGGGUUUUAUCAGAGAGGUGGUAGAAGUCGCACUUUUUGUAUCGUCUCCGUCGCGGAGAUGAGCUUGCUAUAAUUAUCGUACACGAGGGCCUUUUUCUCAGCGUCCAGCGCUCGAACCUCGCCCACUACUCGUGUAUAUAAUCUCAGAAGUUCCUCUAGACUGCUUUCUGAGACAACCUUGGUUAUGUAUUGGUCUGCCUUGAAGUCUUCGUUGUCGAGAUCGCUCGCGGGGACCUCGGAGUCAGGAGCCUCAAUGCGCGGCGUCGCGGCCGCUCGCAGCUUGUAGUAUUCGCGGAGGGCGGCGCGGUUUGCGCGCUUGGCGACAACAGGGGCUGGUGGUUGCGCACUCGCGACAGGCGAUCCAAUUGCUGAGCGGGCGGCUUCGAGGGACGGGCGUGUGGACGAGGUCGGUGUCGAGGCGACGCGGCGGGAAGGGGGGAGCGAGGUUUCGCGGGGUGUGGCGAUUGUAGACAUGGUUGCGGAGCUCAAAGAGAACGUGCUUCUGGAAGCUGUUCAAUCGGCGGCGACGGUGGACUGGCGU
Molecule: messenger RNA, 2174 nt
Organism: [Torrubiella] hemipterigena
Lineage: Eukaryota; Fungi; Ascomycota; Sordariomycetes; Hypocreales; Clavicipitaceae
Source: the annotation of a GenBank genome assembly